AUUUUUAAUUUUUUUUUUAAAGAAAGAAGGAAAGAGAGAUUUUUUUUAAGAUUUAUUUAUUUAUUAUAUAUAAGUACACUGUAGCUGUCUUCAGAUACACCAGAAGAGGGCAUCAGAUCUCUUUACAGAUGGUUGUGAGCCACCAUGUGGUUGCUGGGAAUUGAACUCAUAACAUCUGGAAGAGCAGUCGGGUGCUCUUAACCACUGAGCCAUCUCUCCAGCCCUCUAUUUUUAAUUUUUAAGAAUGUAUAAUGGGUAUUUGAAUGUGCUGGUGUCGAAGCCAGAGGACGAUGUUCAUGAGUCAGAGUCAGUUCUCCUCUACAGUGGGCUGCAGGGACUGGCCUGGGCUCAUCAGGCCUGCCUGGUAACUGCUUCUACAGCUGAGCCACCCUCCUGGCCCGCUUCUGUCUUUUAAUUUUGCAUUUAAUUCUUCUAUGUAGGAUAUUCAGUUGGCUCGAACCCGUGAACUGAAGCCCUAUGUCAUAUUUAUUAAGCCACCUAGCAUGAGCUCCAUGAGACACUCUAGGAGGAAUGCUAAGAUUAUUACUGACUACUUUGUGGACAUGAAGUUCAAGGUAAAUCACACCAGAAUCCUGGUGUUCCUUUCAUUAUGGGGAGGUGGAGAGCUAUUGGGCGGCUGAGCUGAAGGCCUUUCUCUGUUUUCUUUGUUUGACCCUCUUCUCAGGAGCACUUCAAGGAAAUGGUUUUUAAAAAAAUAAAAACCACUGCUGUUUCCACAGAAUCCUUUGAAAGUUUUAACAAGUAAUGACUUUUCAAUUUAUCCUUAAUUUUUUGUUUUCCAUUUUUUAUUAUUGGAUAUUUUAAAUUUACAUUUCAAAUGUUUUUCCCCUUCCUCGAUAGACAUUGGUGGUGCACACCUUUAAUCCCGGCACUCUGGAGGCAUAGGCAGAUCUUUGAGUUCAAGGCCAGCCUGGUCUAUACAGGCUGUCUCAGGACUACACAGAGAAACUUUGACCUGAAAAACAAACAAAUCAAACUCCAAACCAAACAAAACCCCUCAAGAUUAUUAUUUACGGUUACUAAAAUAAGGUUUAAUAAAUGCUAUUUUUUUCUGAGCUUAGCAAAAGACUCAGAAGCCACUGCAAAGCUAAACAAAUAUAUGUAUAGCCUAUUUCUAUUUUUGAAGUGUUUUUACUAAAAUACUUUGUAAAAUGUUAUAUUGAGUAUACCUCAUCUGUAAAAUAAGAUAUUUCACAAAAAUGUUUAUUAAUAAUGAUACAAGAGGCGCAGUCAGGAGAACUAAUUCUAAGUGAGGUUUUCUCUUUAUCAAUGGAUGUGUAUUUAAAUACAUUAAAUCCACUUUAGAAAAUUUAAGCCAUAGCAUAUGACUUACUAAAAUGUAGAAAUCUUAAGUGCAUAUAGCUCAGUGAAUUUUUAUAUGUAUGCCCCUAGAUAAUCAUCCAGACAUUACAGCCCCGUGUGUGUGUGUGUGUGUGUGUGUGUGUGUGUGUGUGUGUGUGAGAGAGAGAGAGAGAGAGAGAGAGAGAGAGAGAGAGAGAGAGAGAAGCAGACAGACAGACAAGAUUUAUUGUCUUGGAGCCAGUGAGCUGGCUCACUGGUUAAAGGUGUCUGUCACCACAUCUGAUGACAUUUGAUCCCUAGGACCCACAUAGUGGAGUUGUCCUUUGUUUUUUGCACACGCAUGAUUAAACAGAUGUAUACAUUUUAGAAAUGAACCACUAUAGUAACUGUACAGCUCAGUAGUACUGACUAUAUUUAUAUUACUGUGAAAUAGAAUUUUUGCCUUGAAAACUAAAAAAAAUAUGACAGCUUCACAAAUCUGCAUGUCCUUUUCGGCCAGAGGCCACUGCUAAUCUCCAUACUGUUCCAGUUUUAGGAUGUCUUGUCAAAGCAAGUCGAAAGUAUUUUUAUAUUACCCUUAAGUAUUUUCUCUUUUUAUUUUUCAAUUACCAUGAAACUCUGGUUUUCUGGUUUGACCUUUUGACAUCUAUGGACAGGACAAUCUGUUUUCUAAGUCUCUAGGGCUUUUAAGUUUGUGUCCUUGUGGGGUUGGGGAUUUAGCUCAGUGGUAGAGCACUUGCCUAGCAAGCGCAAGGCCCUGGGUUCGGUCCCCAGCUCCGAAAAAAAGAAAAGAAAAAAAAAAGUUUGUGUCCUUGUUAGGCACGGGGGUGCACACCUGAAAGCACACUUGGGUGAGGCACAAGCAUCACGGAUGGAAAGCCAGGUUUAGACAGCAAGACUCUGCCUCCAAAACCCACAGUGAGAAAGGGGUGGGGCAUACAAAGACUAGAGUGGAUAUGUAAUUGACAUAAUUGUUUAUAAAUACCUCACCGCUUUGCCAGUAGGACGCCUGAUGUCUUAUUGCCCGUGCCACUCACAUUGUUCAAUCUCCCUGAAGGAUGAAGACCUACAAGAGAUGGAGGAGCUAGCCCAGAAAAUGGAGAGUCAGUUUGGCCAGUUUUUUGAUCACGUGAUUGUGAAUGACAACUUGCAAGAUGCCCGUGCCCAGCUGUUGUCUGCCAUACAGAAGGCUGAGGAAGAACUGCAGUGGGUACCAGAGGCAUGGGUUUCCCCUGGCGCUGAAUCUUAAAAGAUCCAGACUAACAGCUGCCAUUGAGAGCACGACAACUGCAACUACGAAGGGCUGCAGCUUAUGGAACGGCUUUAACUAGCAUCUAACUAGCAUCGUAUACUUAUAGGGAGCUACUCGUUUGGCUCUCAGGCAUUUCCCCGCUGUUUCCCCAUAUAAGCUAAAGGUAGGGAUGUGAACAAUGGUGUCUCUGUAUGUGAGAAUAUUACAGAUUUCAUAUGUUGUAAGACGGCUUUCAAAAAUCUUCUAAAUAAAUCAGACUAAUGACAGAAGCUGUAUUUUACUUUGUAAAAUACUUUGUCUUAUUUCUCUUUAUUUUUACAAAAGUGCCUAGUUGACCAACUAAGCUAAGAACGAGUCUAAUAAGGAAACCUAUGACAUUGUUAUUUCCAAAUUAGCAAAGGGCAGUGGACUAGUCCUGGAGGCCUGUAUAUGUGCUCCAAAAUAAGGAUGUUGGUAUAGAGUCUUAGUCUCCCUAGAUCUGAAGCUUCCCUGAUUCCCUGUUCAUUUUUGUAUCCACACUUCCCUCCAUCCUAUCUAUUUUUUUAACUAUAACUUUUCCCACUGAAGAAACUAUCAGAACUGAUCAUUCAAACUAUAUUCCUGGGCCAGCAGGGACCCUGGGCCUGCCAGUGAAAGCGACCCUCCCUAUUUCAGUCACAGGGCUCUCCCUCCAGGAGGCACCAUGGUAGGCAGGAACCAGGCCUGGGAACCGUGGCCUCUCCAGGCUCCACAAAGCCGCCUCCUCCUGCAGGUCCCCGGAGGCCCGGCGUCGCGGGGAGCUGGCCUCGGGCUCCAGCGGUUGAGCCUAAGGAGGCCCGCAGGAAAGCAUCAUGAGGGACGACUCAGGGCCUCCGCUGGAAGAGGACAAAGCGGUGAGCGACCAGGGGCCCAUGACCCGGAGUGUGGCACUGUGGAGGUGUCCUAACCAGCAGUGACCACCGCCGAGCCCGAAGUCGGAGAACAGCUGUGCCCGAGGGGUGCGGCGGGGCCAGAUAGGGGCGGUACGGCUGGGCGGCCCCCCAAAAGUCGAUCAAUCCCAACCAACAUCCCAGUGCCCGUCAGCGUUGCCAUGACGACACCUCUGGGCGGCUCUCGGCUGCAGGCAAAGCGGGAGAGGAGGCUGUUUCCGGUGGGAGCUUGAAUCCUGGUCUGGUCAAGCGGUGCUCAUCCCCACGCAAAUCGUGAUGACCUCCCGGGAAACUGUGGGUGAACCCCCUCCGCUCCUGGGGACGUCGACAUACGCUGAGGUUUUCCUUUGAGCUUAGUUUGAAGGGGUCAGACCAGGUUCGGCCCGGGUAGCCCCAAAACCUCUGGCGGGAGGGGUGGGGACGCUUCGGGUCCCGGAGCCAGGGAGGCGCAGCCCGAUGACGCUCUGCGCCUGCGCCUGGGCGGACAGGCCGGGGCGGGGCGGGCGGCCGCUGUUCUCUGUGCUCUACAGCCGUCCCUGGAGACGUGAUGGGGAAGAAGCAAGUGGUUAGCGAGCCUCAGCGUCCUCCGCGAGCACUUCCACCUGUGCCAAGUGCUAUCCAAGAUGAGAUUCCACUUAGUCAUCCUAAGAAAAAGAAAUCCAGAACAAAGAGCACACCAGCUCCUGCUUCUUCAGAAGGCCUUGCUGAGCCCGUUGUUAACAGGAGGGCUGAGGGCAGUGAGCCACCAGCUGCAGAACUCAAGGAGUACCCAGAGGCUCCUGUUCAAAGGAAACAGAAGAAGAUAAGACCACCUCCUGAGUUGGAGACUUCCUUCACUGAAAAGCCAUCCAGUCCGUCUUUACUACGGAAUGAAAACGGCAUGGACGUGGAGCCUCGUGAGGAAGUGGUUAUUCCAAAACCUCGAAGGAAGGCGAAGAAAAUGCAGCCAGCGGAACCACAGUAUGCCAGCGAGCUAGGGGUAGAAGAUGAAGACGUAAUUACGGAUGAGCAGAGCACUCUAGAACACCACUCUAGGUUCACCGCACCCACCGGAGUCAGCCAGCCUGUUGGCAAAAUAUUUGUGGAAAAAAGCCGGAGAUUUCAGGCGGCGGACCGUUCGGAGUUGAUAAAGACCACAGAAAACGUAGAUGUGUCAAUGGACAUGAAGCCAUCUUGGACUACCCGCGAUGUGGCACUUUCCGUGCACCGAGCUUUCAGGAUGAUCGGCCUCUUCUCUCACGGCUUCUUGGCUGGCUGUGCUGUGUGGAAUAUUGUUGUGAUCUGUGUUCUCGCGGGAGACCAGUUCUCUAAUGUCUCCAACCUUCUGCAGCAGUACAAGCCCUUGGCAUAUCCCUUCCAGAGCCUUCUUUACUUGCUUUUGGCUCUAAGUACAGUUUCAGCAUUUGACAGGAUCGACUUUGCUAAAACCUCAGUAGCAAUCCGGAACUUUUUGGCCCUGGAGCCAACAGCUUUAGCCUCUUUCUUGUAUUUUACUGCUCUAACACUAUCUCUGAGUCAGCAAAUGACAAGUGACAGAAUCUACCUUUACGAACCUUCUGUCAAUGGAAGCCUCUGGCCAGCAGAAGUGGAGGAACCGGUUCUCAUGCCAUGGGUCAUAGUGAAUCUGGUGGUGGCGCUUCUGGUUGGAUUAGCCUGGCUCUUUUUGUCUUACAGGCCAGGCAUGGAUCUUAGUGAAGAGUUGAUGUUCUUUUCUGAUGUGGACGAGUACCCCGAGAGAGGAGUCAAAGCGUCUCCGUAGCGCCGGCCGGCUCCGUCCCUGCAGUGACGGCCUGCGUUCCCCACUCCCGUUUUUAAGUGUAUUUUUAUAAGAUACAUGUAUUUAUAAUCGAGCUUUUGUUACAUAAUGCUGAAAUGCUACUGUAGAUUGUAAAUUAUAUCUGGUCUUUAUACCAAAUAUUAGGGUCUUUAUUAUUUUCACCUUAGUGACACAGGAGAUAAUGAGCUAAAACAAACAAACAAACAAACAAAAAAACACAGCAGGUGAUGUGUUUGUUUCCUGUCCUUUCAAAUUUGCAAAAUUCAUGAUUAUUAUUAGCUAAAGAGCACCAAUUUAGAAAAGCCUUAACCUCAGUGUUAUAAAAUAUACAUCAAGUUUAAAUGUAAAUUUAGUGAAUGGGGAAGAUGGAAAAAUGUCUUCAUUUUAUAUUUUUGAUGUCUUCUUAUGGAACACUGCAGGAUGUGAUUUGUUUUCUCUGAAUCUGGCUAGUGUUAUAGCUCAUAUAAUAAUUAUUUGCCAUUUGAAUUGAAAGAUGCUUUAUAGCUAAUAAAACAGAAAUACCUAUCUUUGAGAGGCUUUAAAAACUGAAGAUUUUUCCUUUUUAAAAUCUGCACCAGUUAUUCUCCUGUCUGCUUGCCCCUCAGAAUCAUGUAGGGAGCUUUGGGAGAAUGGCUCACACCUCCUGUAAUCUAGGGCGUGGGAGGCAGAAGCAGGGGAUCACGAGGUCAUUGCCACCCUCAGCUACUCAGCGAGUUUGAGUCCAGCCUGAGAGACAUGAGAGCCCAUUUCUGAAACCAAAAGCAGCAACAACGAAGUCAGACAGCAAGGAGAAGCUGGACCAAUAGCCAGCUCAGGCGUGUGAUCUGGGGCUGACCUCUGAGUCUCUGCUCUGACUUCGUACAGUUGAUGGAUUUCAAACCUGGGGUUUUAUUCUGGAAGGCAGGGACUCUACCACUGAGCCCCCUCCCCAGUCCUUCUGUUUCUGCUAGUUUUCUGAGAAAGGGUCUUGCGCUGUCUCUCGGACUGACCUUAAACUCUUGAUCCUCCUUCCCCAGCCUCUUGAAUGCUGCGAUCAAGGGGUUCUUCUUGUGAGUCACGGGAAACAUGAAUGGAAGGUCACCGUCCUCAUUUUCACUCUCUAUCGGAUAUCUCAGGUUUUUGGAAAAUUCCACUCUUGGGGUGGGUUCUGCGUAGAAAAAAAACGCUGUCCUAACACAUUUCAAAUGGUUCUUCAGCUGGUGUCUGUGAGCUUAAGUCCGACAGCUUAAGUCAGUGAGAAGACCUGCUAGAAGAGAAGGUGACUCAAAGGCUGUUGGACACAUCCCCGAAACUACUGGGCCUCCCAGAUUAGCACACAACUGAAUGUUGUAUAGAAGAUGAUGGACGGAUUGUUAAGUGAGGUGGCUGUUCUUGUCUCUGCAGCACCAUAGUGAAACUGUCCUUUACUAUCUGUAAGGCCCGAGUUGCUGAACGGGUAUUUACCCGUGUUAUAGAAUUAUAAAUACAUGCAGUUCUGACAUUCCUGCCAGUUUUAGUCUUCACUGAUUAGCGGUGAUUCUCAUGUCGGCAGCAGCUGGAAGUGUAGGAGUUCAUAGUCUGUUUUGCAGCUUCUGCAGGGAUGUGCUGAAGUUGACCAUAUCUGAAUUGUGUCAUCAAGGAGAAAUGGGGAAAGGUGCUCUCAGUGUGGGGUUGUUUCUGACUGAGUCAUGGCCCCUCUAAUUCCUGGAGUCCACGAUAAUAUGACUUUUCACAUCAAAAGUGGUUUUGCAGAUGUGAGUAGGGAUAAGAGCCCUGAAAUGGGGAGAGUAUCCUCCAUUGUGAGGUGGCUGAUGUUUUCUAAAGGAUUAAAGAAACCCUUUUAUAUUUCAUCAAAGAGCUGUUGGUCAGUUGUGAUAUUUCUGCUUAUAAAGGAGGAGGGUCCUUUAGUGACCCGAAAGGCUGGAAACAGACUCUUACUCAGUAGCCAACAGAAAGGCUGGAAACAGACUCUUACCCAGUAGCCAACAGAGAUGGAAUUCAUGAAUUCUAUCAAGGACAAGCAAGGAAUCAGUCCUCCAGGAAGUGGUACCGUCCCUGUGAUACUUUGGUUUGGAUUCAGUUAUAUCUGUACCAGACUUGAAAUACAGACAGGUACAGCUUCGUAUUAGCCAAGUGGCUAGGUUUGCUCCAAAUGGCAUGGAGAAUGCAGCCUUGCACUGCGGCUGGAGGAAGCUGACUGUUAAUAACGUCUUAACUGACAGUGGGAGAGUGAUCUUUGAAUUCUGUCAGGUCUGAGAGAAUGACGGAAUCUACAAGUCCUUCACCACCACAACUCAACAGUGCACGUCAAAGAUUCUUUUGACCGUGAUUAGGAAAGUUCUUUACAAGAGCCCCAUUGGUUAAUUCAUGGCCGAUUGCUACGAUGAGAAUAUCAGACCUGUCAAAUUGGAAUUUUUGAGGAUGAAGCCUAGGUUUGUGGGAGCAGCAGGAAGAGAGGAUGAGGCUCUUAAUCUACUUAGAUCUGGGAAUGGAAGGACCUAGAAAAGGUUUGUAGGUGAAGUUAGAUGUAAGCAGAGGCUUUAUAAAAUGGAUCAUUUCCUUGUAGAGAUGAGUACCAAAAAACCAGAAAGGUGAAUGAGCUUAUAACUUGAAAAAACCUUUCAUUAUAGUCAUCAUCAUCAGUGUGUAUAAAUGAUAGGGAAGGGUUUUGUGCCACAGACUCAAUAUGGAGGUCAAAGGACAACUCUGUGCAGUUGGUUCUCUCCUUCGUCAUUUAUAUGGGUUCCGGGUAUCAAACUUGGGUCGUCAGGCUCGUGCAAGGAUGUUUGUCUGCUGAGCCAGCUCACCAGUUCAGCUCGACAUUUAAAAAAAUAAAAAAGUUUUAUUUUUAUUUACAUGAAUGUGUGUCCACGCCACAUGCAUGUGGGUGCCUCUGCAGGCUAGAAGUGUUAGAUUCCCAGAACUACAAGAAGUUGUCAGCUGUCCAGGGUGGGUACUGAGUACUGAACUUGUCCUCUGAGACAGCUGCAGAUGUUCUUGACCACGCCCAGCAUCAUCACUGGAGCACGUUUUGGAGAUCUUUUAAAAACACAGAGUUGUGAGAUAUCAGGUUAGGCUUAAUGUUAAACUUUUGAAUGCCCCCAACUCUUUUUCUUUCAAAAUCUUUUCAAGGGAAAUUUAUUCUAAGACUCGGGGGCAUAUCUCUAGGAAUGCACAGUAAGUAUCAUUAAAGCAACUAGAAAAAAUAAUUCCACGAUAUUUAAGAUCCAGUUCAUUUUUAGAAUUUUUCUAGUUGUCCCUCAGAUGAAAUUUGAGAGACCAAAUCUACUUCAUCUUGGGUCUGGCCUCCAUCUUAAAAAAAAAAAAUCAAAAACAAAACAAAAACAGUCUGAGAACUUGACCUACAGCUGAAUCCAAGGUGCACCCAAGUACUAGGAAGGGCCCUGGGGUUUGUCCUUGCCCGUAGCCCAGAGUUACUCCCUAGAUACUCCCUAGCAACAGUUAGUUAAGAUCAGUCUGAUUGUUUCAGAUGUACCUUCAGACUGUUUGUGAUGGUAUAUGGUUUUGCUUCAGAGCCUGUCGGCUUACAGUCAUUCUACUACUUGCUUGCCAGACUGGACAACCCCUCACUUGCUCCUACUUUCCUAUAAAAACUUAUCCUGUUGAGGGUUCAGGGCUGCUCUGCCUUCCCUUCCCAUCCUGCUGUGUCAGGGUUGGGUUGUAGGAGAGCCCAAGCCUGAGCUUGUAAUAAAGAGACCCUAAUGCUAUUACAUCA
Molecule: messenger RNA, 8975 nt
Organism: Rattus norvegicus (Norway rat)
Lineage: Eukaryota; Metazoa; Chordata; Mammalia; Rodentia; Muridae
Gene: Tmem237
Product: transmembrane protein 237
Cellular component (GO): cilium; membrane
Source: RefSeq, a predicted model, not a curated record